Molecule: messenger RNA, 1237 nt
Organism: Lolium rigidum
Lineage: Eukaryota; Viridiplantae; Streptophyta; Magnoliopsida; Poales; Poaceae
Product: nuclear transcription factor Y subunit C-2-like
Exons: 2
Coding region: 326-1051 (241 amino acids)
Biological process (GO): regulation of DNA-templated transcription
Cellular component (GO): nucleus
Molecular function (GO): DNA-binding transcription activator activity, RNA polymerase II-specific; protein heterodimerization activity; DNA binding
Source: RefSeq, a predicted model, not a curated record
UGAUCUUUUUCAGCUUCAUUGGACUGAUUAAGAACCCAUGGGAUGAGAGGGAGAGCCGGCCAUUUUUAUUCAGCCUCUAGCUUGGCAAUGGCCGCGAGGGUGUGGAGCGUGCCAGCGACCUGGAGCUUCACCUGAUCACCGUGCGUGCGUGCUGAAGCAUCUGAUGCGCUUGCGCAGUUGCGCUGCGCAGCAGGUCAGGAGCUGCUCACCGUUGUAUAAGAAGCGUAUCAGAAGCAGUAAAUAGCCCUCAAGUUCAGGGACAAGUUUCCUCUGAUCUGCACCCAGCUACAGAACGUCAGGAAGAGUUGGAACUCGCGAGCUAGCAAUGGACAACCACCCGCUGCCCUACACCACCCAGCCAACGGCGACCGGCGCGGUGCCCGGAGCCCCGGUGCCAGGCGUUCCUGGGACACCGCCGGUGCCGCACCACCACCUGCUCCAGCAGCAGCAAGCCCAGCUGCAGGCGUUCUGGGCGUACCAGCGGCAGGAGGCGGAGCGCGCGUCGGCGUCGGAUUUCAAGAACCACCAGCUGCCGCUUGCGCGGAUCAAGAAGAUCAUGAAGGCUGACGAGGACGUGCGCAUGAUCUCCGCUGAGGCGCCUGUGAUGUUCGCCAAGGCGUGCGAGCUCUUCAUCCUCGAGCUCACCAUCCGCUCCUGGCUCCAUGCCGAGGAGAACAAGCGCCGCACCCUGCAGCGCAACGACGUCGCCGCCGCCAUCGCACGCACCGACGUCUUCGACUUCCUCGUCGACAUUGUGCCAAGGGAGGAGGCCAAGGAGGAGCCCGGCAGUGCAGCCCUCGGGUUCGCCUCUGCCGGAGGGGUCGGCGCCGGGGGCCAAGCGGCCGGGCUGCCGUACUACUAUCCGCCGAUGGGGCAGCCGGCGGCCCCGAUGAUGCCGGCCUGGCAUGUUCCGGCAUGGGACCCGGCGUGGCAGCAGGGAGGGGCGGACGUAGAUCAGGGCGCCGGGAGCUUCGGCGAGGAAGGGCAAGGGUUUACGGCGGGUCAUGGUGGUUCAGCUGGCUUCCCUCCGGGGCCUCCGAGCUCCGAGUGAUCGCUGCAAGGCCGUAGCUAGUCUUGAGCUGUACCCGGUGUGGCACUCCUUGGAUACUCAAUGUACGCUGUUUAACAUGGCACACAGGGGGGAAAUAGACGCGAAGAAGUGAUGUGUAACUUUGUAACAAUUUGUAAAUUAUUAUAUUCCAUAAGAAGAGAAAGUAUCACGUGUCUCCUUACACUA